CGCCCUCCUCGUUGAGAGAGUCGUCCCCCCAGCGUGCUCUCCGCCUGCGGCUUCUGUAUCCCGCAACCAAAAACUACCAAAAAAAUUAGAAAUCCCCAAAUCCGCGAGAUCUAUCAGUAUCGAGCGACUUACCAAUCCGAUUGCUAGGGUUUAGAUCCGAUUUUUUCGAAAAAACUGAAAAAAAUUUGGUCGAGGGGAGGAGGAGGAGGCGAUGGCGGCGCAAGUGGCGGCGGCGGCGGUGGCGAACGGGAGCGCGGGCGCUGUCCCCGCGGUGGUGUCGCCGGGAGCGGUCGGCGUCGGGGUCGGCGUGGCGCAGCCGCUCCCGACCACGUCGCUCUACGUCGGCGACCUGGAGGGGUCCGUUUCGGACUCGCAGCUGUUCGAGCUCUUCAGCCAGGCGGGGCAGGUGGUGUCGGUGCGCGUCUGCAGGGACGUCACCUCGCGCCGCUCGCUCGGAUACGCCUACGUCAACUUCAGCAACCCCCUGGAUGCUGCAAGAGCAUUGGAAGUGUUGAACUUUGCUCUGCUUAACAACAAGCCUAUCCGGGUGAUGUAUUCAAACCGUGACCCAAGCAGCCGCAGGAGCGGAUCUGCUAACAUUUUCAUCAAGAAUCUUGACAAGGCAAUAGACAAUAAAACUCUUCAUGAGACCUUUUCCACAUUUGGUACCAUUCUCUCAUGUAAGGUAGCCAUGGAUGAAGUGGGCCAAUCCAAAGGCUUUGGUUUUGUUCAGUAUGAAAAAGAAGAAGAAGCUCAGGCUGCUAUAAAAAGUCUUAAUGGGAUGCUUAUCAAUGACAAGCCUGUUUAUGUUGGACCUUUUCUUCGCAAGCAAGAGAGAGAUCAUUCAUUUGACAAGACAAAAUUUAACAAUGUCUUUGUGAAAAAUUUGUCUGAGUCUACCACAAAGGAGGAUCUAGUCAAAAUUUUUGGUGAAUAUGGGAAUAUUACAAGUGCUGUUGUGAUGAUUGGUAUGGAUGGCAAAUCAAGGUGCUUUGGUUUCAUCAAUUUUGAGAAUCCAGAUGCUGCUGCCCGUGCUGUUCAGGAACUUAAUGGAAAGAAGAUAAAUGACAAAGAGUGGUAUGUUGGAAGAGCUCAGAAGAAGUCAGAAAGAGAGAUGGAACUAAAAAGGAGAUUUGAGCAAAGCUUGAAAGAUGCUGCUGACAAAUAUCAAGGACUCAACUUGUACCUCAAGAACUUGGAUGAUAGCAUUGGAGAUGAUCAACUUCGUGAAUUGUUCUCUAACUUUGGCAAAAUUACCUCGUGCAAGGUGAUGCGUGACCAAAAUGGUCUUAGCAAAGGCUCUGGCUUUGUUGCGUUCUCAACUCGUGAGGAAGCAUCUCAGGCUUUGACUGAAAUGAAUGGCAAAAUGAUAUCUGGAAAGCCACUGUAUGUUGCAUUUGCACAGCGCAAAGAAGAUAGAAAAGCAAUGUUACAGGCACAGUUUUCUCAGAUGCGCCCUCCUGUACCAAUGACACCCACUAUGGCUCCACGCCUUCCAAUCUACCCUCCUAUGGCUCCUCAGCAACUCUUCUAUGGACAAGCUCCGCCAGCUAUGAUACCCCCUCAGCCGGGAUUUGGUUUCCAGCAGCAGCUUGUUCCAGGGAUGAGACCUGGGGGUCCCCAUAUGCCAAAUUACUUUGUUCCGGUUGUCCAACAGGGUCAACAGGGUCCACGCCCAGGUAUUAGGCGUGGAGCUGGGGCCCAGGUCCAGCAACCUGUGCAGUCAUUUCAGCAACAGAUGCUUCCUCGAGGACGGAUGUACCGUUACCCAACCGGCCGCAACAUGCCUGAAGCUCCAGCAAUUCCAGGAGUUGCUGGUGGUAUGAUUCAGCCAUAUGAUAUGGGAGGCUUCCCUGUGAGAGAUGCAGCCUUAUCACCUGCUGCCCAAAUUGGGACUCUGACUUCUGCCCUUGCAAAUGCUACUCCUGAGCAGCAAAGAACGAUACUUGGUGAAAACCUAUACCCACUGGUUGAGCAACUGGAACCAAACCAAGCGGCCAAGGUCACCGGAAUGCUUUUGGAGAUGGAUCAGACUGAGGUUCUCCACCUGCUUGAGUCCCCUGAGGCUCUCAAGUCCAAGGUUGCUGAGGCGAUGGACGUUCUCCGCAAUGUAGCCCAUCAGCAGAAUCCAAACACCCCGACCAGUCAGCUUGCUGCGUUAUCACUGACCGAAGGCAUUAUCUCCUAACUUGAAAGUUAUAACAAACGAUCUUCAGUUUGCAAUUGCGUAUGGUGUUUCGAGAGGUUAUCCGGCACAUGACAGUAUUGCUCCUUUUUUUCUUCCUAUGGUUGGACUUGUGUGAGCAGUGAGUCUUUUCCAUACUGGAUGUUAGCUAUUAUUUUGUGCUGUCUGGUGUCCUGACCGUUAAGGCAAAGUACUUGUUUCCAAGUUUGAGUGCUAUUGGGGGCCGUGGUUACAUUACCUGUCUUUUGCACUUAUUAAAAUUUCUGCUGCUUCAAUGGUUGAGUGAGAAGAAAAUUGGGAUUUUAAGUAA
Molecule: messenger RNA, 2495 nt
Organism: Panicum hallii
Lineage: Eukaryota; Viridiplantae; Streptophyta; Magnoliopsida; Poales; Poaceae
Product: polyadenylate-binding protein 2-like
Exons: 9
Coding region: 212-2188 (658 amino acids)
Cellular component (GO): ribonucleoprotein complex
Molecular function (GO): RNA binding
Source: RefSeq, a predicted model, not a curated record